ACCCAGGCAGCGAGCCCGGAGUUAGUGUUCUUGAAGCCGACUUCCUAAGGGAGUCACGCUCAGGACAGCAGGCUUCAUGGCGGCGCGACCGGUGUCCCGGAUGCUGCUGCGGGUCUUGAGGUCCAGCGUCCGGAGCUGCAGCUCAGGGGCUCCAGUGAUGCAACCCUGUCCCGGGGAGUCCUCCCAGUCUGCCACGGAGGAGCUGUCCAGGCGGAGGCAGUUCCUGAGGGAGCACCCGGCCCCCUUCUCUGCCUUCCUCACUGACAGCUUCGGCAGGCAACACAGCUACCUGCGGAUCUCCCUCACAGAGAAGUGCAACCUCAGAUGUCAGUACUGCAUGCCCGAGGAGGGUGUCCCACUGACCCCCAAGGCUGACCUGCUGACCACAGAAGAGAUCCUGACCCUGGCACGUCUCUUUGUGAAAGAAGGCGUAGAUAAGAUCCGGCUUACAGGUGGAGAGCCUCUCAUCCGGCCGGAUGUGGUGGAUAUCGUGGCCCAGCUCCACCAACUGCAGGGGCUGAGGACCAUUGGCGUCACCACCAACGGCAUCAACUUAGCCCGGCUACUACCUCAGCUUCAGAAAGCUGGUCUCGGUGCCAUCAACAUCAGCCUCGACACACUGGUACCAGCCAAGUUUGAGUUCAUCGUCCGCAGGAAAGGCUUCCACAAGGUCAUGGAGGGCAUCCACAAGGCCAUCGACCUGGGCUACAGCCCUGUGAAGAUUAACUGUGUGGUGAUGCGAGGCCUGAACGAGGACGAGCUCCUGGACUUUGUGGCCCUGACUGAGGGCCUCCCCCUGGACGUGCGCUUCAUAGAGUACAUGCCCUUUGAUGGCAACAAGUGGAACUUUAAAAAGAUGGUCAGCUACAAGGAGAUGCUCGAUACUCUCCAGCAGCAAUGGCCAGAGCUGGAGAAGCUGCCCGAGGAGGAAUCCAGCACAGCCAAGACCUUUAAAAUCCCUGGCUUCCGAGGCCACAUCAGCUUCAUCACAUCCAUGUCUGAGCAUUUCUGUGGGACCUGCAACCGGCUGCGAAUCACAGCUGAUGGGAACCUCAAGGUUUGCCUCUUUGGGAGCUCAGAGGUAUCUCUGCGGGAUCACUUGCGGGCAGGUGCCUCUGAGGAGGAGCUGCUGAGAAUCAUCGGGGCUGCCGUGGGCAGGAAGAAGCGGCAGCAUGCUGGCAUGUUCAAUAUUUCCCAGAUGAAGAACCGGCCCAUGAUCCUCAUCGAGUUAUUUUUGAUACUCCAGGAUUCUCCACCAGCCAUUCCAAGCAUUUCCUCCAGGGACCCCAUCCAUGUUCAGGGUCUGAGACACAGAAUGUGUUUCUCCAACCAUAUGCCAACUUUGUGGAAAGGAUGCUGGGUCUCCAAGAGCCCUCGCCUUGCCCCGCAGCAGCUGGGGUCUGGCUCCCUUCAGAGACACUACAGUUCCCACCCAGACACAGAUACCAACCCAGAGUGCCUUAGCCCCAUGUCCCAGGCUCGUGCCACCCACUCAGGACCCCUGCCAACAUCGGACCGAUUAACCCACGUGGACACAGAAGGACGGGCAACUAUGGUAGAUGUGGGUGGUAAGCCAGAUACUGAGCGGGUGGCUGUGGCCUCCGCCACAGUCCUCCUGGGGCCCGUGGCCUUCAAACUCGUCCAAGAGAACCAGCUAAAGAAAGGAGAUGCCCUGGUGGUGGCUCAGCUGGCUGGAAUCCAGGCAGCCAAGCUGACCAGCCAGCUGAUUCCUCUGUGUCACCACGUGGCCCUGAGCCAUGUCCAGGUGCAGCUGCAGCUGGACAGCACACGCCAUGCUGUGGUGAUUCAGGCGUCUUGCCGGGCUCAGGGCCCCACUGGGGUAGAGAUGGAGGCUCUGACCUCAGCUGCUGUGGCCUCCCUCACCCUGUAUGACAUGUGCAAGGCUGUCAGCAGGGACAUCGUGUUGGGGGAGAUCAAACUCAUUAGCAAGACUGGGGGUCAGCGGGGCGAUUUCCAUCGGACUUAGACCUCCUGCCCCCGCUCACCCAUGGCCCAGCCAGUUCAAGAAAUGGGAUACAAUUUGGGCCAAGGGAAAGAUGUCAGGUUUCUUUAACCCUGUCACUGUUUACCUUCACCCAAGGUCACCCAAGAAACCCAAGGUCACCCAAGGAACCCAAGGUCAGCCCACUCCCUUACUACUAGGUGACCUAUGAUGACCUGCGAGGCUUCCUUUAUUCAGAGGAAACCAGCAGGCCCUUCAGCCUUCCUGGACACUAAAGUCAUGGGAGGCGGUCACAACAAGCAGUGCUAGAUAACCGAAAAAUCACACUGUUUUUGUGGACUAUUUCAGACAGUCCAGCCCAUAACUUCCACUUCUCACUUUGGAUUUUCUCUUCUGCUGCUUCCCUGGGGACAAAAUAAGGGCUUACAAAGCAGAGGAACCCACUUUGAGGGGGAGAAGCACAGCUUGCACUAAGAAUGUACAACAACUUCUCUUCAGCAGCUUUGCCUGCCCAAGUCUGUGGAAUCCUAGCCCUGCCCGGUCCCUGUCUGACAUCCAUCCUCAGAAAGAGAGUCUCUGUCUCUUUAAAUUUGCAGGCUUUCUGUUUAACAGUUGUACCGUCCUGCCCACUCCCUUUCCUCGGUUCCCCUCGUUUAACAGCCCUGAGGACUCCUGCCUAAUCCCUAAUGCCACACCUGGCCCUGUGCAUGGCUGUUCCACCCACUACCAACACCCCUUUAUUCUGGAAUAUAUCAGGGAAAGAAGGGAGUUGAAGAUUGCCUUUGCCCUCACAGCGCACAAAAUAAAGCUGCAGUGCCAACUUUGGAGAUGCAA
Messenger RNA from Pteropus alecto (black flying fox), 2797 nucleotides. It is a transcript of the gene MOCS1, whose product is annotated as molybdenum cofactor synthesis 1. The coding region runs from base 77 to 1987 and encodes 636 amino acids. NCBI's taxonomy places the organism in Eukaryota, Metazoa, Chordata, Mammalia, Chiroptera, Pteropodidae. The transcript is spliced from 11 exons. The record is from RefSeq and is a predicted model, not a curated record. Gene Ontology annotation, biological process: Mo-molybdopterin cofactor biosynthetic process. Gene Ontology annotation, molecular function: GTP 3',8'-cyclase activity; 4 iron, 4 sulfur cluster binding; metal ion binding.